Messenger RNA from Microplitis demolitor, 2589 nucleotides. It is a transcript of the gene rin, whose product is annotated as ras GTPase-activating protein-binding protein 1. NCBI's taxonomy places the organism in Eukaryota, Metazoa, Arthropoda, Insecta, Hymenoptera, Braconidae. Gene Ontology annotation, molecular function: mRNA binding. Gene Ontology annotation, cellular component: ribonucleoprotein complex; cytosol. Bases 770 to 2479 code for a protein of 569 amino acids. The record is from RefSeq and is a predicted model, not a curated record. The transcript has 7 exons.
UCCUCACUGUCUAGUAUUACUUGAUCACAUACAUUUUAACAGUGAGGUUUGUGCUGAAUUCACGGUGCACAAGGCAUCAAAGCAUAUUAAGUUAAAUAAAGAUAGCAAUACCCUACAACACAUUUAUAAGACAAAGAUCACACAUAUAUACAUAUAAAUACCAACCAUAAAACCAUAACCAUAUAUAUCUAUAGAUUUAUACUUAUACAUUUAGAAAAAAAAGGUUUUAUAUUCAGUGUUUAACACACCGUAUUCAGUGAUAUUAAAAUUACAUUUAUUUCAUUAAAAUAGUAUUUAAAAUUAAAUUUUUAUACAUCUUUAACACAUAAAUUUAUUUAAAACAACCAAUAACGCUUAGUAAAUUUAAAUAGUAAUUAGUAUUUAAAUUAAUACAAUCGUUGCGUUUUUUUUUUAAAUUUGUGGACCAGAUUAAAAAAAAAAAAAAAAAAAAAAAAACGUGCCAUCAAAUUGAAUUUUUCGAGAAUUCAAUUACGACAUAAUAAAAAAAUUUUUAUAUAAAAAAGAAAAAAGACAAAAAAAAAAAAAAACUCCAUUUUUAAUAGACUAAAGAUUUAAAAAAAAGUAAUAGUUUAAAACUAAGUAAAGUAGACAAUAAUAAAAAAUUUUUCAUUUUUAAUAAUAACUUUUUAGUGUUGAUCGUUUUUGAGUUGAUUAAAUAGAUUAGAUUUUUUAUUUGCCGGUAGUAUUUUUAUAAAAAAUAUAAAAUAUAAUAAAUAAAUAUUUAUAAAAAAAGUAAGGAAAUAAGGAAAUGGUGAUGGAGGCUACACAUUCGGCAGCACACUCAGCACGAUCUGUUGGUCGUGAAUUUGUUCGACAAUACUAUACAUUGUUGAACCAAGCACCAGCUCAUUUACACAGAUUCUACAAUCAUAACUCAGCUUUUAUACACGGUGGCUUAGACAACACAGAUCGUGAUGUUAUUCCAGCAGUGGGACAAAAAGAAAUUCAUCAAAAAAUUCAAGAAUUAAAUUUCCGUGAUUGUCAUACUCGAAUCAGUCAAGUUGAUUCCCAAGCAACUUUAGAAGAUGGUGUUGUCAUUCAGGUUACUGGUGAAUUUUCAAAUGCCGGUGAACCAAUGCGCCGUUUCACUCAAACAUUUGUACUCGCAGCCCGUGCACCCAAAACAUACUACGUUCUCAAUGACAUUUUCCGUUAUCAAGACCUCGGUUUUCCUGAUGAAGAAGUUGAGUUGGAAACAGAAACAUCAAACGAAAUAGCUGAACGUACCGAAACUGAAGAAGGACAUGAAGAAAUAGAAAUUGAAGAAGGCCAAGCACCACCAGUUGUUAAUCAGACUGAGCAUCAUAUUGCUCAGGCACCUCAACAACCUCAAGCGCCGCCUCAAACUCAACCGGCAGCUAUUCCACCUCAAAUGUACUACCCACCAACAACUAAUCAGAUGAUUGUUGUAAAUGGAACGAUUCAUGAUCCGGAAGCAAUGAUUACUCAAACUCAAAUGAUGCCGAUUCCUCAACCAGCCGCUCAAUUUGUUGAACCUGCACCUGAAUUUACUCAGGAAGAAGUUCCUGCUGAACAUCAGCAGUCACAGCCAGAGCAAAAUAACGAGGAGACGCGUAAUGAAGAAAAUCAGGAUCAACAGACAGAUAAUUUCAAUCAGCAACCGGUUAAUGAAAAUGAUAAUGAACAAAAUCAAUCGACGGGCGUUAAUAAUAAACCUAAAUCUUAUGCAAGAACUGUUAGAUCAAACGUCAUUGGAAACUGUAACAUGAUUCCCAAAACUAUGUCACCACCUCCGGUAUCAAAUGUCAGGAACGAAGAGCGUCCAAUUGAUGUGUGGAACUCAACAAACACAAACAUGUCGUCGAAUGUAAUGACAUCUGGAGCUGGACAACCGCAGCAUCAACAAAACAGAAUUCAAAAUCCACAGCCACCACAACAGCAGCGUCCCCGUGUUGGUCCACCACAAAAAGAUAACCGAGGAGGUGAAAGACGCCGCGAUUGGCCGGACAGUCAUCAAUUAUUUGUCGGCAAUGUUCCUCAUUCAGCGACAGAAACAGAAUUGAGAAUAAUAUUUGAACGGUUUGGAAAAGUUGCUGAUCUUAGAAUAUUUUCAAAGGGAAACGAACGCAGCAAAGGACCUCAGGGUUCUAACAAUUCAAUGCGUGUUCCUCAUUAUGGUUUCGUUACAUUCGAAGACUCUAAUGUUGUUUCUAAAGUACUUGCGGCUUGUCCAAUUUGUUAUCCGGAUGAAAAUGGUCAAAAAUUAAAUAUUGAAGAGAAAAAAAAUAAACCAAGAAUACCUGGUGAUAAUAUGAGAAAUCAAGACAAUAUGAGAUCAUCAAUGGGUCCUCAACAACGUGGUCCAGGUGGACCAGGUGUAAUGAGAGGUGGACAACAUCCACGUGGUGGUCGCGGUGGUUUUUCACGUGACGGCGGACGCGGGGGAAUGAGACAACCAGGAAUGGGAAACUCGGGUGGUUAUCAAAAUCGCCGUUAAUAACUUGACUUUAUAAAAAUACUACCUCCAUGAAAAAGAAGAAAAAAUAAUUAAUACGAUUAACAAUUUAUUAUACAUUUAAAUAAUAAUAAAUAUUAAUUAUUAAAUUU